Messenger RNA from Caretta caretta (loggerhead turtle), 1093 nucleotides. The record is from RefSeq and is a predicted model, not a curated record. NCBI's taxonomy places the organism in Eukaryota, Metazoa, Chordata, Testudines, Cheloniidae.
AGGGCUGGGCUAGCAGGGGCUGCGGGUCGGGAGGGAGGGGCACCGGCAGGGCCGUGGGGCAGGGCAGGGCUGGGCUAGCAGGGGCUGCGGGUCGGGAGGGAGGGGCACCGGCAGGGCCGUGGGGCAGGGCUGGGCUAGCAGGGGCUGCGGGUCGGGAGGGAGGGGCACCGGCGGGGCCGUGGGGCAGGGCUGGGCUAGCAGGGGCUGCGGGUCGGGAGGGAGGGGCACCGGCGGGGCCGUGGGGCAGGGCUGGGCUAGCAGGGGCUGCGGGUCGGGAGGGAGGGGCACUGGCAGGGCCGUGGGUGGGAGGGAGGGGCGCCAGGCCAGGCCUACUCCGAGGUUUGGCACAGCAGUGGUUAAGGCAGCCGGGGGAGGGGACAGUGGCUCAGCCAAUGGCUGCGCUGCGUGGCCGAGGCCGUGGGGUGGUGCUGUGGAGGCGGCUGGGGUACGCCAGGCCCGGCCAUGGGGCCCGGGGACCGUGCGGCGCUCCUGCAAGUGGCCUGGACAGGGUGGCUGUGGAGGUGGGGUAUGGGCACUAUGCAGAGCCCCCCGUGCCCUGGCUGCCCCCCACCCUGGCCGUGCCCUGCAAGUCGCUGGUGAACCUGGGCCACAUGGUGCUGGGCUGGCGCUGCUUCCCCUGGGCUGGCCACGGGCACCGCCUGCUGCUGGCCGGCUUCGCCCUGCUGGCCCUGGCGUGGGCCCGGCUCUGGACCCAGCACCUGCGGGCGGCUGUGCUGGGCCAGUGGGUCACACCUGCCAUCUUCGCCUGGCGCCCUUGCUUGGCGUGGGGCUGGCAGCCCGGCCGCGGGGCGCUGGGGGCCGCGCUGCUGCGCUACGGGCUGGCGGUGGCCCACACACGUGGCUUUGAGGUGGCCCUGGCGGCCCACGUGGCAGGGUGGCGGUGCCAGGGGGACGUGGGCUCGGCCUGGACCACAGCAGCCGGUUUCGCCGCCUGCAGCUGGGAGGUGCCUGGCUGCCCCGUUCCGGAGACCCAGCGGCCACUUCCGGUCCAAGGCGUGUGACGGGCUGCAAUUCCCCCGCGCCUGGGAAGGGGCCCAAGGCCCCGGCCCCCCCUGGCCCUGCCCGCCCUGCC